Molecule: messenger RNA, 2549 nt
Organism: Anneissia japonica
Lineage: Eukaryota; Metazoa; Echinodermata; Crinoidea; Comatulida; Comatulidae
Product: inhibitor of growth protein 4-like
Exons: 8
Coding region: 89-832 (247 amino acids)
Biological process (GO): regulation of DNA-templated transcription
Cellular component (GO): nucleus
Source: RefSeq, a predicted model, not a curated record
UCUGGUUCCCGUCUCCGCGGCUUGAACGCUAUAAAAUUACAGUUGAAGCGACUGAGGGCGGGAAUUAGAUGGCAAAUCGAAAGCAAAGAUGGCGAUGGCAUUGUAUCUCGAGCAGUAUUUAGACAGUAUAGAGAAUCUACCUUUUGAACUGCAGAGAAAUUUCACCUUAAUGAGGGAUUUAGACCAACGAUCACAAGAUCUAUCAAAGGAAAUUGAUGGAAUGACAAAGGAGUAUAUAGCAGGUGUGAAGACAAUGUCACCAAGUAAACGCAAUGACCUCUUGGAGAAAAUUGAUGAUGCAUUUUCGAAAAGUCGUGAAUUUGGCGAUGACAAAGUUCAGCUAGCGAUGCAGACCUACGAAAUGGUUGAUAAGCAUAUUCGGAGACUCGAUUCAGACCUUGCGCGCUUUGAGAUGGAGUUAAAAGAACGACAAAUGGAACAAGCUCCCGAUCACAUUGAUAGCUCUGCAGACAAGAAUAAGAAAGGGGGAAGAAAAAAGGAGAAGAAAAAACUGAAGAAAGGGUCAAUAUCAGAUGAUGAAAUUCCAAAAACUUCAAAAAAGAGAACAAAGAUGCAUGUAGUUGAACCAGUAACACCGAUUCUGACUCUUCCAUCUGUAAUCACUACCCCCUCCGAUGUCCUUGACAUGCCAGUAGAUCCAAAUGAACCAACAUAUUGUUUAUGUCAUCAAGUAUCGUAUGGAGAAAUGAUAGGAUGUGAUAAUCCUGAUUGCCCAAUUGAGUGGUUCCAUUUUGCAUGUGUAGGACUUACAACAAAACCCAAAGGAAAAUGGUUUUGUCCACGUUGUACACCAGAGAAAAAGAAGAAAUAACAAAUAGUUGAGAACAACACCCCCUCCCCCCCCCAGUCCUAAAUAUGAAUUUACAGAGGAUAGAAAAAUGCAAAUCGUUGCUCAAGAUAUUUUUUUAAAAAUAUGGAGUGACCAAAUAGGAUAAUCCUUUGUCUGCAUAUUAAAUUUUUAAGAAUAUUUCUGAUUGGCUCUCUUAUAUAUAAUCUUGUGCUGAUUUUGCUUCCCGCUUCAUAUAUAUUAAUUUUUAGCUAAUUCCGUAAAUUUUUGUUAAAAUAUUUAUGUACUGUAUACCUAUGUCUUACAUUUCAAUGUUUAUUGUUGAUGUUUACAUACAUAUGUUUUGUUGAACUAUUGUAAAUAUAUACUGUCACAAAAACCUAACAAACUUUAAGAAAAACAAUAAUAGGUUUGCUUACUAUAUAUAUUAGGUAUGUUAUUAACUUUCAAUGGAAAAAUUAGAAUGAGAAAAAUAUAACUUUCACAAAUUAAAGGUCAUUUUAUUAAUAAUACUGUUUAAGUGAGCAUCUGGCAAAAGGUUCCCAGUUAUCUGUAAAUUAUAAAAAAUAAAAAACUUGCGUUUCUUAUUGAAAUAAUUCAAAUUAAUAAUUAAUUAACAAACUAAUAACUAGUGUAAUUUUUCUAAACGACCAAUUAUAAAUUUCUUAAUUUUUGAGGUUUUUUACUUUUGGGUGUCAGUAUUAUUUUAGUAUUUAGUCUUUUUAUUUCAAGUCGAUGUUCACGAAUCUAUAGGCAACAACAAAAAUCAAUGAAGUACUGUACUGUACUUAAUAUUUUAUUUUUUAUUGUACAAUGGAUUGAAUGUUUGUUGGGAAUGUAAAAUUGGUAUUUUUAAUGCAGAGGCAUGGCUAUGAGCACUGACUACUAAAAGGCAGGGCCCCAGAUCUUAAAGGGCCUGGGAUAUUAAUUGGUACUUAUUUUUUUGCCAAAAACCAUGGGCCUAAAAUUCCCCAAGUGGAUCCCUUACGAACAAAUAUUGUAGUAAUAUAUUCACCAUGAAAACUUCACUAGGCUGUCUGAAUUGACCUUCAUAAAGCCCGAAUGAAUAAGCUUUAUCCAGGGAGCUGUAUGUCUCUUCGUUAUUCCACUCAUAUUUAGUGGCAAGGUGAGACUUAUUGAUACCUUGUUUCCAAAGUUAUUAUGGUUUUGCCAAAAACAUCCAGAUGGAAUGGGAUGGUUAAAUACUUUUUAUUUAUAUAAUUAGAAAGAAAUGCAUAUCUUAUUGUGGAGAUUUCAAGGCACUGGCGGGCGUAACCAAAAUAAAGAAAAACCUUUCCAUUUUUUAUGGCCGCGGAUGCACUAAUUGGCCAAAAGUAAAUUUUAUUUUCAUUCAAAAUUAUCAUUAUUGGUGGGCAGCGGCGGGUUCGCUAAACAAGGUAUAAAGAAGUCUUCGCUAACAUGUAUUAUGUAUGCCAUCAAUUUACUGAUAUAUUUUUUUUUUUUAAAUGAACAUCAAAACAAGUAGACCAGGAAAACCCAGGUCCCCAGAAUUAAUCUUCAAUAAGAGAAGAUUUGUACAAAGGUUGAUACAUUCGAAACUAAUAUGGUGUCUGAUUUUCUUAUACAUUGUUAAUCAUUAAUCUAAUAUUGUAUUACUUACUAGUAUGAAUUUAUAACAAUAUUGUUGCUUAUUCAGAAUACUGUAUUGCCAAGCAAAUUUUGUCAACAAUGUCAUGUCAAAUGUAAGCACUGUAAAUAAAUGUUUUUAUUAGUACAGUAA